AUGCAACUCACUCCAAUAGAAAAAGCUGCUUCUGGUGCCUUGGCUUCGGCUAUUGCCAAUACAUUGGUAUAUCCAUUGGAUUUGAGUAAAGUGUUGAUUCAAACCCAAGUUAAAAAGAGACACCCCAAACCACAAGCAACCGAUAUCACCAGCUCGUCAUCUGAAUCUGACGAUAUGGAAGAUUCGGUAUUCAAACAAACCUUGACUCAAGACAACGAAUUAAAGUAUAAGAACACUAUUGACGUAUUACGACAAAUUUAUGCCAAGAAGGGGAUUUUAGGGUGGUAUCAUGGAUUAUUCUCGACUGUGGCCGGAACCGCAGCUCAGAACUUCUCCUACUUCUACUGGUACAGUAUUGUCAAGAAAGUAUAUGCUAAUUUAUACAAACACAUCCCCAACCACAAACCUAGCACAUUGAUGGAAUUAUUCCUCGGUGCCGUGGCCGCGGCCAUUUCCCAAUUGUUCACUAUGCCAAUUGGGGUAAUUACUACACAGCAACAAACCGAUAAGCAUCACAAGAACUUGAUUCAGUUAGUCAGAGAAAUAUUGGACCAAGAUGGUGUUACAGGGUUGUGGAGGGGAUUAAGAGUCUCUAUGGUGUUGUGUAUCAACCCGUCCAUCACUUAUGGAUCCUACGAAAGAUUAAAGCAAGUAUUAUAUGGAACCAAGGAAUUCUUGAACCCAUUGGAAAGUUUCUCCCUUGGUGUUUUGGCCAAAUCUAUGGCUACACUUGCCACUCAGCCAUUGAUUGUUUCCAAAGCCAUGAUUCAAAAGAAAUCCAAGCCAAAGAAGCACCAUAAUGAUGAAAAGCACCACGAGGAUGAAGAUGACGAAGAAGAUAUCAAAUUUGAUCAUUUCACCGACGCAUUAGCGCACUUGUGGCACACGGAAAAGUUCCAUGGGUUAUACAAAGGUAUUGCUCCACAAUUAUUGAAGGGGGUCUUUGUUCAAGGGUUGUUGUUUAUGUUCAAGGAUCAAAUUGAUAUGUUGUUUUUGUUUUUGUUGAGUUUGUUGAAGGGUAAGCCUAAGGCCAGACGUUAA
This is a messenger RNA of Spathaspora passalidarum NRRL Y-27907, 1041 nucleotides long. It is a transcript of the gene ANT1, whose product is annotated as Ant1p. The transcript has a single exon. Bases 1 to 1041 code for a protein of 346 amino acids. The record is from RefSeq and is a predicted model, not a curated record. NCBI's taxonomy places the organism in Eukaryota, Fungi, Ascomycota, Pichiomycetes, Serinales, Debaryomycetaceae.